Messenger RNA from Trachymyrmex septentrionalis, 3460 nucleotides. RefSeq names its product proline dehydrogenase 1, mitochondrial (gene slgA). The transcript is spliced from 12 exons. NCBI's taxonomy places the organism in Eukaryota, Metazoa, Arthropoda, Insecta, Hymenoptera, Formicidae. Bases 1 to 2052 code for a protein of 683 amino acids. Gene Ontology annotation, molecular function: proline dehydrogenase activity; FAD binding. The record is from RefSeq and is a predicted model, not a curated record. Gene Ontology annotation, cellular component: mitochondrion.
AUGGCGUUUCUGAGGAGCGUGCCGCGGCGAUGUUGCGCCGGCAAAAAGAUGGUCAAGUGCGGCGCUUCGCCGUUGGCUGUGAUCAGCUUCCUGGAGAACGCCGCGGUGACGACGGCGGCGGCGACGGUAACAACAACGGCAGCGGUUACUAGGACACCACCGUCAUUGCGGUUGGUUGCACAGGUGCGUGGUUAUGCCACCUCCCCCUCCUCUUCCUCCACCGCCGCCGCCGCCGCCUCCACUGACGUCAAGAAGCAACGACAGCAGCAACAAUCGGCGGUACCUCGGCAGAUCGACCCGCUCGAUUUGAAGUUUAACGACCCCAUCGCCGCUUUUAAAAGCAAGACGACUAUGGAGUUGAUGCGUGCCUAUUUUGUCUAUCAGAUGUGCAGCAUCGAAUACGUCGUGGAGAAUAAUAUGAAGGUCAUGAAAAUGGCGAAGUCAGUGCUGGGUGAAAAGUUGUUCACAAAGCUCAUGAAGGCCACGUUUUACGGUCACUUCGUCGCUGGCGAAGAUGAGGUGCAGAUUACACCUGUCUUAGAUAGGCUGCGGCAAUUUGGCGUCAAACCAAUCCUUGAUUAUUCCGUCGAGGAAGACAUCUCGCAGGAGGAGGCCGAGAGGCGUGAAGUCCAAGCCUCGGUGUCGGAAGCGGGCGAUGAAAAGAGGGAGGGCCCGCUAAAGAAGUAUCACGUGGAGAAAUCGUUCGCCGAUCGACGAUACAAAGUGUCGUCGGCCAGGACAUAUUUUUAUCUGAAUGAAGCUUCGUGUGAGCGAAACAUGGACAUAUUUAUCAGGUGUCUGGAGGCUGUGGCGAAAGAUGAAAUUCGAACUUUGCGACUGAAAUAUCCCUCCCAGAAUAUUACCACCAAUAUCCAAGUUGAUCACCAUCCUGGUGCUUCUAUGGGAAUGGGCAUCACAGCUGUCAAAUUAACGGCGCUUGGUCGACCGCAGCUUCUGCUACAAUUGUCUGAGGUAAUUAUGCGUGCACGACAGUAUACAUCGGAUGUUAUCGGUGGCGAGGGUGCCGUUCUGGCUCAUCAUGCAAAGCUUGAUGAUUUUAAGAAAAAGUUCGAGGAGGCACACAUCAAAGAUACAGAGGUGCAAAAGUUCCUUCAAAAAAUUCAAUCGGAUAAGGAAGGUGUGAUUCACCUCUUCCCGUGGAGCGGUAUUCUAGACGAAAAUUAUGAACUGAGCGAAACGUUCCAAGUACCUGAUAUUAAGACGGGCAAAAUGGUUAGGCUAAUGUCGCAACUCACGUCCAAGGAAGAAGAAAUGUUUAGGAACAUGAUCAGGCGUCUAAACAGUAUCGUCACGGUAGCUGACAAUCUGGAUGUUCGUAUCAUGAUAGAUGCGGAGCAGACGUAUUUCCAACCGGCCAUUUCUCGCCUGACGUUAGAGAUGAUGCGCAAAUACAAUACGAAAAAGGCUGUGGUAUUCAACACUUACCAGACGUAUCUACAAGACGCGUAUAAUGAGGUGAAAACGGAUCUCGAACAGGCAGAACGUCAAAACUUUUAUUUCGGUGCUAAACUUGUACGCGGCGCGUACAUUGAACAGGAACGGGCAAGAGCAGCAGCUAUGGGUUAUCCAGACCCCACUAACCCAACGUUUGAGGCGACGACCGAGUCCUACCAUAAGACGCUCAUGGAAUGCUUGAGGCGGAUGAAACAGUAUAAGGACAAGGGAGAAGAUCCCAAGAAAAUCGGUAUUAUGGUCGCCUCGCACAACGAAGACACUGUGCGUUUCGCGAUCGAGAAGAUGAAAGAAAUCGGAAUUUCGCCAGAGGAUAAAGUCAUAUGUUUUGGUCAAUUACUAGGAAUGUGCGAUUACAUAACAUUUCCAUUAGGUCAAUCCGGUUAUUCUGCAUAUAAAUACAUCCCGUACGGACCGGUUAAGGAAGUAUUGCCGUACUUGUCACGACGCGCACAAGAGAACAGGGGCAUACUGAAGAAGAUCAAAAAGGAGAAACGCUUGCUACUGAAUGAAAUCACGAGACGUAUAGUGCGCGGCAAGCUCUUUUACAAACCCAAGGGCAAUUAUACUCCAGUUUGAGCAGUCGAUCCGUUUAGUUGCACACAAACAGAAUUUUAAGUAUCAAAUUUAAGUAGUGGUUGUAAAUUAUCGAGGACUCUCCUGAAAGAGCUUGAGGCGAACUCUUUUGAUUGAAGUAACUUGACGGACCUGUUACUGUGGUACUCGGAAGAAAGAGAGGGGGGGGGGAGGGAUAGGGGCGUCGUGUACGCAUCCACGUGCAUGAAUGUGAAUGCAAGACUUGAGAAUAUACGCAGUGUUAUCUGUUACGUAAAAAUCGCCUUAGUGUUGUAUUAUCGAAUGUACUGAUGCUCAAAACUGCUUAUAAGUAAAGCUAUAGUAUGUACUCGUUUUUUCAUCGUUAUUAAACAGGAUGCCAGUGAUAGUGCUAUAAUUUAGUUUCGAGAACAUGUUUUCAAAAAGAUUGAGCAAAGAGAAUCCAAAACUAAUCAACUCUUUCCAAAAAAUGGCUUUAGUGUAUAAAAUAACGAUGAUUUCUUUAACGAUAGUUUGUAUAUUUUUUGUGCACAGUAUUAAGAAAUCAACCGUAUCAGUGGCUUUUUCGCAACAAUGAUGACGAAAAUUGGAAGAAACCUUAUCUUGGUUUUUUAGCAUAUUUGUGUUUCCCAAGUUUUACAAUUUUUUUGAGAAUCUCGUCGAAUAUUUUUCAUGUGUAUAUAAUACACGCGCGUAUCAAUUAUUUAUGAUUCGUGUUCUUCUAAAUGUAUUAUUGUCCAUAGUAUUGGUAAAAAGGAGAGAUAAGAAAAAAAAUGCAUUGCACAUAAAUCCGGAUGUAAUUGUAUAAUUUGCUACCAUCUUGAUGAUUAACGCUCACGGUGAACAUGGUAGAACAUGUUUAGAACAUUCGCGAUAUAUGUAGUUAUUAAGAAGGAACAGAUAGUAAUUAUAUCGCGUGCGCUUCCAUUAAAAGCGUAUAACAUUGCCGAUGAGCAUUUUAAUAUAGUCCGCGGAAUAAUAGUGAAAUGGUUCAUGUCUGAAAAAGAGAAAAGAUAAAUAUCACACAAAAAUGGCUUUUUUCUUCUUUAUUUGUGUUUAAAAAUAACACGCGUGUUAUAUAUACGAAAAGAUAGUUUUCUUAGAAAUGCGACGAGAUAACAGGGUGAAAGUAUAAUAAGAUUCAGAAGCAUCUUAGCUAGAGACAUGCGGAUUUUCGAUUGUUGGAUAGUAUGAAAAGGAAGAGAAGGAAAGAAAGGGAAACAGAGUUCUUCGUAGUGCACGCGUAUCAAGUCGCGAUAUAAAAGUGAUUUUGGGCUGACAAGAGACGAUAAUGAAAGCCGGAGAGAUCUGCGAGAAACACGAUAUUUCUUUUGUGAUACGUUAAUAGUUGUAGUUAAGCCACAUAUAUAUGUACAAGAGAUAUUAGUCCCACUUUGCUUCAGCCUAAAAUUGCUUCUCGCGUUACACAGAA